Quercus lobata is the source of this 654-nucleotide messenger RNA. RefSeq lists its product as uncharacterized. The record is from RefSeq and is a predicted model, not a curated record. The transcript has a single exon. The coding region runs from base 1 to 654 and encodes 217 amino acids. NCBI's taxonomy places the organism in Eukaryota, Viridiplantae, Streptophyta, Magnoliopsida, Fagales, Fagaceae.
AUGGAGGAGUUAACUAGGAAGUGUGAUGGACUGACUUUAUCGGCAAAGGAAGGAGAAAGGGUGGUGCUGCCGAAAAAAUUAACAAAGGCAGAGAAUAUGUUGGCUGCGAAGUUUCUAACAAAGAGAGCCCUGAAUGUGGAAGCAGUGGCACGCACGUUUCGUCAGUUGUGGAGAACAAAAGAGAGUUUCUAUGUGAGUAACGCCAGGAAUAAUGUCCUACUUUUUGAGUUUAAUCUAGAUAUCAACACCGAAAAGGUUUUACAAGGCGAGCCGUGGUCGUUUGAUAGGCAUUUAGUGAUUCUACAGAGGUUUAAUGGUAGCAAGGCCAUAAAAGAUCUGGAGUUUAGAGUCUGUGCUUUUUGGGUUCAGAUUCAUGAUCUUCCCUUUAAGUUCAUGACUCCGGAGAUGACAGAGUUUAUUGGCGAAACUAUUGGACCCGUUAUCAAGUCCAAUGAUUCAAUGGAGAUGAAAGGAGGUACCUUUAUGAGGGUUAAGGUUAUGGUUGAUGUUACCCGACCUCUCUGUCAAGGAAGAAGAAUCUGCUUUAAUGAGGAGGCUGAAGGGUGGGUGGCUCUCCAAUAUGAGCCGUUGCCAAUAUUUGUUUCUGGUGUGGAAUGUUAUCGCACGACGACAAGAACUAUGAAGUAUGGUUGA